AAUUACUAUUAAGUUAAAAUAUGCAAAUAAUCCAAAGAUAUAUUUAGGCUUAGGGUUUCUCUUCUAAAUUUUAGGGUUUCUUCAGCACGCCUCUUUCUCCCUUUCGGAUAGUUCGUUUCCUCUGUUGUGCUUGCGGGUUGAUUCACUUAUCAAGAUGCAGAACGAAGAGGGUAAAAUUACAGAGCUUUAUAUUCCCAGAAAAUGCUCCGCAACGAAUCGGCUGAUUACUUCCAAGGACCAUGCUUCUGUUCAGAUCAACAUUGGGCAUUUGGAUGAGAAUGGCAUCUACACUGGGCAAUUUUCUACUUUUGCUCUCUGCGGUUUCAUUCGGGCCCAGGGAGAUGCUGACAGUGCACUGGAUCGUCUCUGGCAAAAGAAGAAAGUCGAAGUGCGUCAACAAUAGAUGAUUGUGUCUUUCUGGUUCAUCUCUAUAUCAAAGUUUUCAAGUAUAGAGAUACAGUUCUAAGAUUUUUUGAACCACUCGCAGUUAAGUAGUUUCUUUCGACAAUUUAAACUCGUUAGUUCCUUUAAAUGCGAACUCAACUUCAUUGAGGUUGGACAAGCUCUGAUGAGUCAAAAGAGGACCAAAACUAAGUUGAAUGAAAUACGUUGAAGUUACAUUUUCCAUUAAAAAUAUUUAGUAGAGCCUCUUUCAAUUCUGAGAUAA
Messenger RNA from Cucumis melo (muskmelon), 667 nucleotides. Its product is annotated as 40S ribosomal protein S21-2. Gene Ontology annotation, molecular function: structural constituent of ribosome. Gene Ontology annotation, biological process: translation; endonucleolytic cleavage in ITS1 to separate SSU-rRNA from 5.8S rRNA and LSU-rRNA from tricistronic rRNA transcript (SSU-rRNA, 5.8S rRNA, LSU-rRNA); endonucleolytic cleavage to generate mature 3'-end of SSU-rRNA from (SSU-rRNA, 5.8S rRNA, LSU-rRNA). NCBI's taxonomy places the organism in Eukaryota, Viridiplantae, Streptophyta, Magnoliopsida, Cucurbitales, Cucurbitaceae. The transcript is spliced from 4 exons. The record is from RefSeq and is a predicted model, not a curated record. Bases 155 to 403 code for a protein of 82 amino acids. Gene Ontology annotation, cellular component: cytosolic small ribosomal subunit; ribosome.